Messenger RNA from Paramuricea clavata, 1958 nucleotides. NCBI's taxonomy places the organism in Eukaryota, Metazoa, Cnidaria, Anthozoa, Malacalcyonacea, Plexauridae. The record is from the annotation of a GenBank genome assembly.
CUGCAAUAUUUCAUAAUGGCUGCUGUGUCAAGAAUAUUUUCUCGCAGACUUUUAAACGUUAAAAACACAAAUAUCGCUCGUAUUUUUAUAUCUACUACAUCUAGAAGUCUUGCCAAUGCAGACACCGUCACACACACUGGACAAGUAUGUACAUUUAGCACUGAAUAUCUGAAUCAAAACAGUGUACAUUGAUUGAAAAGUUGUUUUUGAUACACAAAAAAUGUUGUAUUGCUUUCAAAUAUUUAGGUGUAUGAAAAGGAUGACUACAAGAGAGUUCGUUUUACAAACAGAGAAAAAACUGUGAGCAAUUUUGUAUUUGCAAACUAAACACUAAAUAACUAAGAAUAAUAUUGAUAAUAAGUUAAUAAUUGACUCUUAUUCCUAUUAUAUAUUUAGGUAAAUGAACAAUUUGCUGUUGAUCUUAUUGAUGAAGAGCUUCCAAUAGAAGUUGACUCCAGAGUAGUUUGGUGUGAUGGUGGUAGGUGUUUAGGGUGGUACCCACUACAGCACUUUGUAAAGAUUAUCAUUUGAUUGGUACAGUAUGCUCAAUUAAUCUCUGGUUGCUGUACUGAGUACCAAGUUAAUAGGACUGCAUAAUUAUCCAUCAUUUAGGUCAUGCUGCACUUGGUCAUCCUAAAGUUUACAUCAACCUGGUUAGUCGUCCAAAUGUUCACGUUUAUUGUAAUUACCUAUGCUAUAUUGUAGUUUAACUGUUGUUUACAUGUAAGGAUAUACAAGCACAGAUAAAACAUUCUCAAUUUUCACAUGAAACUUUGAUGUUUGUAAUGAGCAUUCAAGGUUCAGCUCAACCAAUCAGUGUGAAGCUAGUUAAUUUGUGAUUGGCUGAAACCUAAACUGAUGCUUGUGACAAACAUUAAAGUUUCCCAGGAGCAUAGACAUGUUUACUGUUGGUAUGUUUAUAGUGGUGUAUUCUUUCUUUCUCCUAGGAUCAGGAAGGACCUCAAGCAUGUGGUUACUGUGGUUUGCGAUAUAUUAUGAAACACUAAGAACAUAACCUAAACUAGUCAAAUGUUGUAAAUAUAAAAAAAUGUUUUGUUUAAUAAAAUGCAAUAUAUUAAAAUGACUCUCUUACCUUGUCAUGUAAUAAUGAUUUCAAACCAUCUCAUGAUAUUUGUCAUUGUAUUCUUGUCCGUACUCAGGCUCUUGCCACGUUGCUCUUCCUCAUGCAGCCAUAAAUCCAAAACUUGAAAGUAUUCUGACCAGUUGCAAACUUGGGAAACAAUGCACAGAGCACAUAUAACUACUGUUCAUGUGGUCUUUUAGGAUAUUACAUUUAUUUAAAAAAUACAGUAUAAUGUUUGUACAGGACUGGUGAAUGGUGGAUUUCAUAAAUAUUUUAGUUUGUACAUAAUUGGUUCUAGGUGGCUCUCUAUGCUUCUAUAAACUUAUGAAUAGGAUUAUUACAAUCAUAAUAUCAAUCAAAUGCUAAAACAAUUCGUAUUAGAGACGGAUGAUCCGUUCUAAUCCGUCUGGACGAACUUGGAAAAUUGUUCUCGAAUAAUCUGGAUAUAAAUGCAGCAAACAGAUGAUAAACUUUCUGCGUCGUGAUUGUCUACACCAGCAUCCUGUAUAAAUUGGGCGUUAACCAGGAAAAUAUCAGGAUUCAGGCAUGAUUUGUUACCAGAAAAAUUGCCAGUAUUUACAGAUCGCGUUAUUCCAGAUAGUUUGUCUGAAUAUCUGGUCUCUAAGUUGUCUAGUAUAAAUCAGGUUAUUGUUUGGGCGUAUGGAUAUAAAGAAACAGCAUCUGGGAUUUAAUUAAAAUACUGCAUACGGAGCCACCUUAACAAAACCAUCAGGUGGGCUCCAGCCCGUUUGUGAUUGGUUCUUUUCGAUGCCUCCGAGUGACAUGUCGAUCUUGGACGGUUUUAAAAUGUUGCAGAAGAGCUGUAAAGUCGAUUUUCUUCACGUAUUCCCGUUUCUCGAAGUCCUUGCCCCUG